Molecule: messenger RNA, 4534 nt
Organism: Grus americana (Whooping crane)
Lineage: Eukaryota; Metazoa; Chordata; Aves; Gruiformes; Gruidae
Gene: STAM
Product: signal transducing adaptor molecule
Exons: 14
Coding region: 184-1818 (544 amino acids)
Biological process (GO): protein transport to vacuole involved in ubiquitin-dependent protein catabolic process via the multivesicular body sorting pathway
Cellular component (GO): ESCRT-0 complex
Molecular function (GO): ubiquitin binding; phosphatidylinositol binding
Source: RefSeq, a predicted model, not a curated record
CGCGACGGGCUGGCUCCCGGGCCCUGGGAGGAGGAGGCGGCAGCGGAGGUACCUCGGGAGGAGGAGGAGCCGCUGCCACCACCGCCGCCGCCACCGCCACCGCCGAGGGCUUCUUGUUCCGCCGCCGCGCUGCCGGGAGGGGAGGGGUGGCCGCGCCGCGCCCCCGCGCCCCCGCGCCCCGCGAUGCCGCUCUUCGCUACCAACCCCUUCGACCAGGAUGUGGAGAAAGCAACCAGUGAGAUGAACACUGCAGAGGACUGGGGCCUCAUCUUAGACAUCUGUGAUAAAGUUGGGCAGUCACGCACAGGGCCUAAAGACUGUCUCCGUUCUAUUAUGAAGAGAGUGAACCAUAAAGAUCCCCAUGUUGCUAUGCAAGCAUUAACACUUCUAGGAGCAUGUGUGUCAAACUGUGGUAAAAUCUUUCAUUUAGAAGUCUGUUCAAGAGAUUUUGCCAGUGAAGUAAGCAAUGUGUUGAAUAAGGGUCAUCCAAAAGUUUGUGAAAAGCUGAAAGCCCUUAUGGUGGAAUGGACUGAUGAAUUCAAGAAUGACCCACAGCUUAGUUUAAUAUCUGCUAUGAUAAAAAAUCUUAAGGAGCAAGGAGUUACUUUCCCAGCUAUUGGUUCACAGGCUGCUGAACAGGCAAAAGCAAGUCCAGCUCUAGUUGCCAAAGAUCCUGGUACAGUAGCCAACAAAAAGGAAGAGGAGGAUUUAGCUAAAGCUAUUGAACUGUCAUUAAAAGAGCAAAGGCAACAGCAAACAACGCUUUCCAGUUUGUAUCCGAGCACCUCAAGCCUUUUAACAAAUCACAAACACGAAGGCCGAAAGGUUCGUGCAAUCUAUGAUUUUGAGGCUGCUGAAGACAAUGAAUUAACUUUUAAAGCUGGAGAACUUAUAACUAUCCUUGAUGACAGUGAUCCAAAUUGGUGGAAAGGUGAAACUCAUCAGGGUGUAGGAUUGUUUCCAUCUAAUUUUGUAACAGCUGAUCUCUCUGCUGAGCCAGAAAUGAUGAAAGCUGAGAAGAAAACAGUGCAGUUCAGUGAUGAAGUUCAAGUAGAGACAAUAGAACCUGAGCCUGAACCAGUUUAUAUUGAUGAAGAUAAAAUGGAUCAACUCUUGCAGAUGUUACAAAGUGCGGAUCCGUCUGAUGACCAGCCAGACCUCCCAGAAUUGCUUCAUCUUGAGGCAAUGUGCCACCAGAUGGGACCUCUCAUAGAUGAAAAGUUGGAAGAUAUAGACAGGAAACAUUCAGAACUUUCAGAGCUCAAUGUUAAAGCAAUGGAGGCUCUUUCUUUGUAUAACAAAUUGAUGAAUGAAGACCCGAUGUAUUCCAUGUAUGCAAAACUACAAAACCCACAGUAUUAUAUGCAGUCGUCUGGUGUUUCUGGCUCUCAGGUUUAUCCGGGGCAACCUCAGACUAAUGCGUAUUUGGUGGCCGGGAGUGCACAGAUGGGCCAUAUUCAAGGCUAUAGUCUUCCUCCUGAACAGCUCUCUUCUCUCAGCCAAGGCACAGUUACUCCAUCUGCCAGCUCUGUACCGCCUGGUCAGCCUGCACAGGCGUCUUACACAAACGCAAUGGUUGGCUCUGUUGCUGGAAAUACUUACUCAAACCAGGCUUCAGUGUAUAGCCCACCACCUGCUACUGUUGAUGUUGCUGCUUAUCAGAAUGCUGGAACUAAUAUGUCCCAGGUGCCAAACUAUAACUUAGCAUCUACACCUCUGCCACAGACAGCAGGCAGUCAACAAGCACCUCCACAACAACCGCAGCCUCCGCCACCUCAACAGCCACAGCAUAGUUACUCACAGAAGGCUCUACUAUAGGAUCCAGGACUUCUGAUUCCUAAUCUUAUUUAACCUCUGCUAAAGGCAGUUGGCAAUUCUAUGAGUUUCUUCCUUUAAUCUCUUAAACUUUGUUUAUCCUCAGCUUAAUAAGAUUCUUAUCUUGGUGAACAAGUUCAAUUUGCACUGACUUUUUAGGAUUUUUUUGUUUUUAAUUUUGCAGAGGAAUGGGUAUAUUUAGGACAUUUAAUUCCUUUUAAAAUGCCUAAAAAUUGGUACAAGAUUAUUUAUGUCUGGUAAAAUUGGCUAGUCUGUGAAAACUCAACACUUGCAAACUGUUGUGGCAUAUAUGUUAUGUACAUAUAGUUUGUGAUUGCAGUAGUGGCCAUUUCGUAUAGCUAUGGUGAUCAUGUGAAUAUAUUUAACACAAUGUUUAAAAAUAAUUUACUUUACUAUUUUAUUUUAAUCAUGAACUGACAACCAUGUUUCAUAGUUUUGUCUAGUUUUAUGACACAUGUGGUGUCUUUUUCCAAUGCAGGAAAAGCUGUAAUUCUGCAUAUCAUGGUUACACUUACAGGCUAAGCUCUAUACAUGAAUUUACAAACUUAUCUGAGUCUAGGUUUCAUUACUUCUUGAAUUGAACACAAGUGUAUCAUGACUAUUAGAUGGCUUAUCUACCAAAGUAAACUAGUUAACUAGUAAGCGAUUUGAGGGGAUAACAGCAAAUUAUGAUUCUGCUUAAGAUAUAAUUAAUAACUUAAAACUACUAUUCAGAGGCUGCUAAGCAUAUCAUGGGACCAUGCAACAGAUCAGGAUCUUGCAUUUUAUCAUGAGAAGCAUGUAAUUUAUUUUUUCCAAGUUGUUUUUUACAAUGAGAACCAGAACUGUAUUCUAUGUGUGUUGGUAGAGAUUACACCAAAGACAGAGGAAUUGAGUUGGAGGAGAAAUGAUGGAGUUUUAAACUGGAACACACAACACGAAUAACACUAUUCAAGUCUUCUUGAUUAAAACAUGGAGAAUUAUGGACAUUUAAAUCACUUUGCUGAACAAACCUUCAGGGCUUUAUUUUAUCUCUUGUGGCCUUGCUUAGCAAUUUGUUCUGUUUACUGUUCUUACACAAACACUUCUGCCUUAAACAUCUGUUUCGAUUUCCAGUUGUACCAUUUGAGUUUAUUAGCCCUUCUACAGUAUGAGUAGUUUAUGAGGCAUCUUAUUUUCAUUCACUUUCAGGUUACUUUGAAUUCACUUCUGCAGCAACAUGCAUUAGCCUUUUUUAAACCCUUGCAUUUCUCAGUAACUUAACCAGGCGGCUCUUUAAGGCAUGAUACUUUCUUUCUACAGCUGAGGUGCUGCAAAAGGAAUAUGAUGAUGGAAGGCAGCAUUUUAGAUAUGCCCGAUCAGAGUUUCUCCUACAGAGACUGCUGUUACUUUGCAUUUGUGUUCAGUCUAUUCAUGCAUCCUGGUUUCCUCUUAUCUUUUCCAGCUACUCUAAUUCCAGUUAGAGCAAUACUACGUGGCUUCAACAUCAGAUCUGUGUUUUCAGUCUCAUUAGUGUGUAUGUCAGAAAUUGUUCCCUUUUGUGCACUAUAUUUUAGUGUGAUGCUUCUGGAAUUAAAUGUUGCAAUUGUACGCUAUACUAUAAGCUGACCUCAGUUAUCCCAUGCACUCCUGCACCUGUUCACAGUUACCUAACAUGUCUUUGUUCCACUAUUUUAAUAGACAUUGGUAUUUUGCCUGUUAAUGCUUUCAGAUGACUGCUUUGCAUAACUUCUAACUGGGGUGGUUACAAAACGUGCCCAUAGCUGAUGUGUUCCAGUUGGGGAUGUUCUAGCCAGCUGGCUGUUUUGAUACUAGUAUUUUCAUGUAAUUUUUUUUCUCCAGAAUUCUUAAGCACCCUCGCAAGCUGUCAUUACUUCAGUUCUUGGUGUCAUCACAAAAAUCUGUGGAAUUUGAAAGGAAAUACUAAAAAAAAAAAAAAAAGAAUUCAAGAUAUAGAUCAUUUUUCAUAGAUCGUAGAGGUGAUUUUCUUUGUAAAAGGCAUGUAGUAUCAUUUAGAUAGUGUUGUCUGUAUGCUUUUUAGGUACCUUAUUCCAAAAUCAGAGAAACAAUUUGUAUAGAAGUGUAUCAUUUCUACACAAAAGUGAAAAUAACUUUUUACUCCGUAGUUCUUAGGCCAUGAUUCAAGGAGGAGCUUGAAGCAUGAAAGUAGUCCGGCUGACAUUUGCUAUUUGCAUUCUUAGGUUUUCACACAUUGUCACAUGUUCCCUGUCGAACUUCUGUACAGAAAUGACUCAGCAAAGAUACUUUUGUUACUAAUUUGUCUUUGUUUUUACAAUUUUUGAAGUCUUCUUUCCUUAACACGCAGAAAUGCUGUUCCUGGUUUCUCCUUUGAACACUGAAAACUUAUGUGUAUGUUAAGUUUUUCUGCCUUCCAGCAUAGUUAUAUUGGGCAUUUAUCCAUCUUUAAGAAAAUUAAAAUCACCUUUCAUUUGUAUUCAUCGUGACCAAAAAACACUUUCUAAAAUGCAAUGCCACUAUAAAUUCAGUAUAAUAAAAGUUUUGAAAAAAAAGAUGGACACUUUUUAUUUUCCUUCAUGCCUUUAUUAGAGUCACUGCUCUAAGGUAUCUCCUGUAACAAAUUGUGAAUUUUAGUUGACUUAAAUCAGUUUUCAUUGUCCACAACUGAUGCAGUUCCUGUUACAUCCUACCUUUUCUGUUUCAGAUGCAAUUUUCAGAUUAAAUUGAAUUUGGAACUGUA